CCCGGUACCGAGCAGGGCGGCUCUUGGCGCGGUGGGUUAUCCCGGUACCGAGCAGGGCGGCUCUUGGCGCGGUGGGAUAUCCCGGGACUGGGCAGGGCGGCUCUUGGCGCGGUGGGAUAUCCCGGUACCGAGCAGGGCGGCUCUUGGCGCGGUGGGAUAUCCCGGGACCGGGCAGGGCGGUCCUUGGCGUUCCUGGGGAUGCUGUACCGGGCAGGACGGACCUUGGGGGGAUGCGAGACUCCCGGUACCGGGCGGGACGGUCCUCGGAGGGGUGUGUGACCCCCGGUACCGGGCGGGACGGACCCCCGGGGCUGGGUAGGACGAUCCUCGGCGGUGGCUCCGGAGCGCGGCUCCUCCUGUCUCGGUACCGGCGGUGUCCCCGCAGCGCCGGGCGGGGGUGGCGGUGCCGGGAUGCCCGGUGUCCCCGCGGUACCGGUGUGCCCGGUGUACCCGGUAUACCCGGUGUACCGGUGCUGACGGCUCUCUCUGUUCCCGGCACAGCCAUGGAGGUGCAGUCCUACUACACCAAGCUGCUGGGGGAGCUGAACGAGCAGCGCAAGCGGGAUUUCUUCUGCGACUGCAGCAUCAUCGUGGAGGGCAGGAUCUUCAAAGCCCACAAGAACAUCCUGUUCGCCAACAGCGGCUACUUCCGAGCGCUGCUCAUCCACUACAUCCAGGACAGCGGGCGGCACAGCACGGCCUCGCUGGACAUCGUCACCUCCGAGGCUUUCUCCAUCAUCCUGGAUUUCCUCUACUCCGGGAAGCUGGAUCUGUGCGGGGAGAACGUGAUCGAGGUGAUGUCCGCCGCCAGCUACCUGCAGAUGACCGACGUGGUCAACUUCUGCAAAACCUACAUCAGGUCCUCCUUGGACAUCUGCAGGAAAAUCGAGAGGGAAGCGGCUUUUUACCAGGCUGACAGCGGCAGCUCAGCCAGGGAGGGCACCUCCCUGGGCUCCAAGAGCUCUGCCUCCGUGUCCUCCCUGCAGGAGAAGGAGAGGAUCCCGGGGUGCCAGCAGGACCCUCCCUGCGGGGACUGCAGCAGCUGCCACCCCCUGGAGCUGGUGGCCAGGGACCCUCUGAGCAGCGACUCAGAGCUGCCCAAAGUGGUGCAACCCAAGGUGGAAUUCGACCCCGACGAGGUGGAGGUGGAGGUGGGCGAGCGGCUGCCGCAGUAUCCCACGCCGAUAUCGCUGGAGCAGAUGGAAGAGGGGCAGCCCGUGGAGCUGUGCAAUAAUUACCACAUGAAGCAGUUCCUGGAGGCUCUGCUGCGCAACAGCUCGGCCCCGAGGAAGGAGGACGUGGUGCAUCACUUUGUCCGGGGAUUUGAGGGUAGGGCUGAGGAUGCAGGAGUAGCCGUGAGCUCCAUGAUGGACAUUCACAGCGACUGGUAUGGUGAGGACACAGGUGACGUGCUGGUGGUGCCCAUCAAGCUGCACAAGUGCCCGUUCUGCCCUUACACGGCCAAGCAGAAGGGGAUUCUCAAGCGCCACAUCCGCUCUCACACCGGGGAGAGGCCGUACCCCUGUGACACCUGCGGGAAACGCUUCACGCGCCAGGAGCACCUGCGCAGCCACGCGCUCAGCGUCCAUCGCUCCAACAAACCCAUCAUCUGCAAGGGAUGCAGGAGAACCUUCACCAACAGCUUGUCCCAGGGGCUGAGGCGCUUCGGGCUCUGUGACAGCUGCACCUGUGUCACCACCACCCACGAGGACUCGGUGCCCAUCAACCUCAGCCUGGUGGAAACGGCCUCGGAAGGGCAGGAAAAAGGGGAUGCUGACAAUGAUUGGCCCAUCUAUGUGGAGUCUGGAGAGGAAAACGAGCCAGCUGAGGAUGAUGAUGGUGAUGACAAGCAGGAAAUUCACCGGAGUUUGUCGGACAGAGAGACUUUGAUGUAGCAGUGAGAGGAGAGGGGGAGCACUGAGAGGUUCCCCGGUGAUGUUUGUGACAGAAAACUGCACAUUUGCUCAAUCAGUGACACUGUGCUGGGUUCUAUUAUUCUGGUUUUCAAUUAAAUCGUGGGGAGAAUUGGAAUUUUUUAAUAUUUUUUAAGUUUUUAGUGCUGUGCACCAGAAAUCUGUGAAGAAUCUUCUGUCUGGGGCUCACAGAGGUUGGACUUGAGCAGUUUCUCUGCCUCCUGGUUUUGGUUUUGCAGGUGGAACACCUCUGGGUUGUUUUGGGGACAGGUUUCUUCAAAUAAUGAGUCAUCAUCCUUAAUCCCAGAUCUGAAAGUGGCACCACCUUUUCUCUGAAGAUGACAUGAAAUGUGGUUUACAUCUCUUACCUUGGGAGUUGUCCAAGCUAAUCUGUAAUCCUUCUGUUUUAGGACAGUGUUAUCUAAAUUAUGAACCAUAAAUGUUCAGUGAGACUGGAUUUGACCUGGAAACCAGGGCAGAAAAACCAGGAUAACAAAAAAAAAACCACAACAAAAAUAUGCUGCUGCUGAAAGGACAGGAAGAAUAAAUCUACUUCACAUAAUUAAGUGCAGGAAUUUAGAAAUCAAGCUUCUCUUUCUGAAUUUUUCUGCAUCUUCCACUCCUAAGAGCUCAGGCUGUAAAUCUCCAGCUGUGUCUUUAAUGUCACUCAGAUAUCAAUAGUCUUGGAUUAAAUAUUAAGCACAAAUAGUGAUGUUUUAGUGGCCAGGACUAAGAGAAAAGCCCAAAUUCUUUUCAGCUUUUUACAAUAGGAGUUAAAAGCUGUCAGGCAGGUUCCUUGGGAAUUCUGACUGUGACAGAUUGAAUAACCAGAUCCACACCUGGUGUAGCUGAGGAGCAGUGAAAUAUCUGAGAUGUGCUAUAAAAGAGCUCUGAAUGCCCUUUUGGAAUCCUUUUCUUUCUCUUUUAUUGUAAUUUCUUUUAGAAUUUGGGGAUCCUCUCAUGAUUAAUGUUUUGUGAUUUUAUCCAAUUUUUUAUUAUAAUUUUAUUUUAUUUUUUUUAUAUAGUCCUCCACUGUGGACCUCCUGUUUCUUUGCUGGAGCAGCUAAAGGUUUUCAAAGGAGGUGAGAUUUUCUCACCUUUCCAGCAGCAAGUUUUUAAGAGCUGUUAAAAUUCAGGCUGGGAAGCUUUAGAAGAAAACCCAGUACCACCAGAAAGCCUGUUUGCUUAGGGGUGACCUCCUGUUCCCUGACAAAGGGACAAAACUGAAAUAUACUGUGAAAUUUGACUGUUAAUGUUUCUUCACUCUGCUGCUCCUAGGUGUUUCAUGAAAAGGCAAAUUUGAAGCAGAAUUCUGUAGGCAGAUUUGGCUGACACAGAGUGAGCAGUUCCUCCCACUUGGUGCUGUUUCCUGAGGGUUUUGGUAAAGAUUUUCCACUUGGCAAACCUAAAAAACCCAAAAGCCCUCUGAUUUAACCAGGCAUUUCUUUUUUUUUUCUGUGUUCCUCGUGCUUUUCUUGUACACGUUGAAAAAGAGCAAUUCAGCUUCUCCCUCUGCUUCAUCCAGCAGUGAAACAAUCCCACUGUCAUGUCAGAUUUAUUUGUGAGAGGUGAUUCUGCUCUCACAAGUGCAGCCAAGGAUUCAUUGCCACACCAGGUAAGAAGAGGAAAGAAGAAACAAAGAUAUUUUUAAAUAAUUCGCUUUACUGCUGGCUGCUGAAAAGAGCAGAAGGAAAAGAGAUUUAUUUUGGAGUGGUCUGGUCCAAGUUCUUGAUGAGUGUCACCACGUAAUGUGCUGGUUUUAUUUUUUGUCCCUUAAUUUGGGUGAGUUUCAGUCAUCUCUGUUCCAGGGCAGCUGGAAAUUUGAGUUUGUAGGAGCUGGAACACAGGACAAGACCUUCACAAAAUUCCCUGCUCUGGAGCCCCUGUUUUAGUCAAUCUGAAUUAAGAGACAUUGAAGGGACAGCUCAGGGAGGUGCCACGUUUGGAGUUGAACUCCUCUGACAAUCCUGCUGUGGUUUUGGCUCCUUGGUGCUCUUGAAAACCUGAGCAAAACGUGGGGCUUGUAAAUCUCGCUGGAAUCUUUGGAAAAGCACCUUCCAACCUCCCAGGGUUUGUCUUUUGGACUGCUGGAUUUUUGAUGAAUCCACCAAAAACCAAAGGCUGAUAAAGGAGGGACUUCCUGCCUUGAGAGCCAUGGAUAAUCUGAAUUUCAUGGGAGAUUCGGUGAUGGAAGUGGGGCAGGAAUGUAAAUAAGGAUCCAAUUAAUAUUUAAUGACCAGCUCUGGUCAUGAAGAUUCCACCUCAUUGUAAAUAUUGCUAGAAGCCACUAGACCUGGAAUAUCAGCUCAGCCUGGUUCUGGCUGGUGCUCCAGAAGGUUGGGAAGUUCCUGGUGUGAACUCUGAGCCUGUGGAGACACUUGGAGCAGGGAAAAUGAACCCUUUGGAAGCUGCAGGAAUGGCUGCAGAGACCUUUUCCUUUCACCCUGCUGUCUUUGGUCUUAGAGAUUGUCCUCGUGUGUUUGUGCCUAGAGAAUGGAGCUGUCAGGGGUCCGGGGCGGGCGGGGGGUGGCUUUUCCACAGGGAAAAUUCCACCAAACUCGGUGUUUCCUGGGAAAUUGUCAUUUUGUGCUGCUUUGUUUUUGUUUCCCGUGGAGUCUUUUCAGCCUUUGGAUGUAGAAGAGGAUGGAGUUUAUCCACGUUUUUGUGACCGGGGUGUUCAUGUAAAUCCGUUUGCUUGUGCUUUCCACUUUGUUUUCUGGAUGUUUUUUCCUGAAAUCUUCCAUUUGUAGAUGCAGCCUCUACAAGCUUUGAGAAAAUGAUGUUGGCUGUUGAAAAAAAAACCUUCCUGUGGUGCUUGAUGAAUCAAAAAUCAUGUUUUUAGGGGAGUUCUUUCUAUUAGAAUCUCUUUCUCAAAGGUUUUUAAAGGCCGUGAAGACGACAUAUCCUAAAACUUAGCUCGUUGUACUUGACUUUAUUUAGGAAUACACAUUUUAAUGUAUUUUUGCACAGAAAUGCACUGUAUUUCACUGAAGGAAAUACAUGCUGCACUGGUAUUUGUAGUGCAUUUAACCUCUUGGUGCAAAGCCCUUGUAAAUCUUCCAAAUGCUGUCGUUGAAUUUCUUAAUGUUUUGUAAGACAGUUUCAUAACCGAAGUCCUUUAGUCCAGUAAUGAUGACAAAUUCUUAUAAACUGAACCUUAUUUGUGGAAGUGACUGAAUUAUAUUUGUGGAUCUUGGAGCAUUCUGGAGUUUUUUUGACUGUCUAGAAAAUAAAACUCUCUGAGAGGGUUGCUUUGA
Parus major (Great Tit) is the source of this 5170-nucleotide messenger RNA. It is a transcript of the gene ZBTB8B, whose product is annotated as zinc finger and BTB domain containing 8B. Gene Ontology annotation, molecular function: protein binding; RNA polymerase II cis-regulatory region sequence-specific DNA binding; DNA-binding transcription factor activity, RNA polymerase II-specific. The transcript has 3 exons. Gene Ontology annotation, biological process: regulation of transcription by RNA polymerase II. Bases 231 to 1895 code for a protein of 554 amino acids. NCBI's taxonomy places the organism in Eukaryota, Metazoa, Chordata, Aves, Passeriformes, Paridae. The record is from RefSeq and is a predicted model, not a curated record.